[Torrubiella] hemipterigena is the source of this 1048-nucleotide messenger RNA. The record is from the annotation of a GenBank genome assembly. Lineage: Eukaryota; Fungi; Ascomycota; Sordariomycetes; Hypocreales; Clavicipitaceae.
CUCUUGCACAAUACUGAUACCUUAUUCCCUUUCCCUACUUCUCUCCCUACACCGAAUAUGCUCUCUGCUGCAGAUCUCCCUCGGCCUACCGCAACCUAUCACACAAACACAUACGAGCGCCUAUCUUGCGAUCACGGAUUCAACGGGCAGGGAAAAACUGUCUUUAUUACGGGCGGUGCAGGUGGCAUCGGUUACCACACCGCAGAAGCAUUUGCACAGGCCAAUGUGGCCCGCAUCGCCAUUAUCGCCCGAUCUGCCGACGCUCUAGACGAAGCGAAGAAGACACUAGAAGGAGCCUAUCCGCAAACCCAAGUCUUGACCUACUGCGCCUCAAUAACCGAUACGAGCAAAAUGACUGCCAUAUUUCAUGAACUGGGCCAAGUAGAUGUUGUUGUUCUUAAUGCUGCUGUAGCCCAUCGUCGAGCCACAGCGUCUGAAAUUGACGUCUCUGAAAUCCAAGACGCCUUUGACAUCAACACAGUCGCCGCUUUCCACAUCAUAUCGACCUAUCUCAAGACAUCAAUGGAUCUGGUCGAUGGAAAGACAGUGAUCAGCGUCUCUGCCUUUGCCGCCUACCUCGGAAGCCCGUACCGCAUUGGCUACGGCCCAAGCAAGGCUGCGGCGGCGCAAAUGAUUCAACAGUUUGCUGCCGAGCAGGCCAACAACGAUGUGCGGUUAUUCUCCUACCACCCGGGGUCCAUCUACACACCGGGUGUAGCGCAAAACAUACCAAAGCACAUGAUUGCCUGGGAUGAUGACAAGCUGCCCGCGCAUUUUGCCCGGUGGCUGGCUGGGCCGCAGAGCAGUUUUCUAAACGGUCGCUUUGUCUGGGCCAAUUGGGAUGUGGACGAACUUGUGGCACUCGAGGCGCGUGUGGAAAGGGAGCCAGCCUUCCUGACGAUCGGACUCAUCAUGUAGAUUACACAACGCUUGUUGUUUGUAGAGAUGUUUAUACUUGAAAAAUAAUAGAUAUAUUGAAGACUAGAAAAAGAAGCGUUCGUUAUAUAUUCCCUGCAAACCCUACGUAAAUGUCACUGAAGUAGUAAAC